Messenger RNA from Heterotrigona itama, 1698 nucleotides. The record is from the annotation of a GenBank genome assembly. NCBI's taxonomy places the organism in Eukaryota, Metazoa, Arthropoda, Insecta, Hymenoptera, Apidae.
AUGGAUCUCUCUUUCAAAAAAAGUCAGAAGCAGACAGUCAGGAGUAAACAGCAAACGGUGCGACUUUGGCUGUUCCAGUGGAAGAAGGUGAUGGCCCGUACCACGCGCUCGCGACGAAAAAUGGCGAACACGACUGAUGCUCCCUCGCCUGCGAGCAGCCUUUUGUCGUCGAGCACGACGGCCCCGUUCACUAGCCCGACAUCGACAACCUACUCCACCGAGGGCUAUACCUUCAAUUACACCGGCCUUCCAAGCUUAGAUGGCUACUCAUUGGAGGAUCUGAAUUACACGGAACUCUGGGUGGACGUAUGGAAUAGCACCGAGGCCAGUAACGUGACCGAGAGGUUAAAUACCACUGUACUAUCAUCGGGAGGAGGCUACUGCGACGAAUGGGAGGCAGCGCAGCACAAACUCUUCCAGGCAGCGAAUCUGUUCUUCGCGGCUGCUUUCCUGGUGCCGCGUUCUUUCAAGGCGUCAGUACUGGCGCUGCGCACCUUUCUCACGGCCGGCUUCAUGCUGGCUGCUCUCUGGGCCGGCAUCACCAUAUGCGCCCUGGACGCGAUGCUAUGGUGUCUGGCACUCGGCCUGCUCAACGGCAUCCACUCGCUCAUACUGGCCUGCCGAUUUCUCCCUCCGGCGCUCAGCCCCGAGCUCGCCGAGCUCUAUCUCAAACUCUUCAAGCCGUACAAGGUCAGCAAGAAACACUUCCAGGAGUUGGCCAAGGAGGCGAGGAUACUGAAGCUGGACUCAGGUCAGACGUACGCGACCGAAGGUGUCACACCCGCCGACGAACGACUGUCGAUACUGUUGCGCGGCAAGCUGAAGGUGACUUGCGACGGGACACACCUGCACUAUAUCAAAGCUUAUCAGUUCGUCGACUCGCCGGAAUGGGAAGCGAUGCACGAGAACAUUGACGACGUCUUCCAAGUGACGAUACGAGCGGAGGAGUCCAGCAUGUACAUCUGUUGGACCAGGCUGAAGUUGCUCAGGGUACUCAGGCAUAGGCCCCUGCUCAAGGUCGUCCUCAACACCCUCAUCGGUAAGGACAUUACGUCCAAGUUGUACGCCCUUAACGAGCAGCUCGCUGGUGUCGCCGCGGCCAGUGAGACAACCACGUCGAAUCCUUACAGGGGCGUCGCGAGAAGUCUCAGCGUCGACGCUGUAAACACUGAAACUGCCGGAAGAGUACGAUCGACGACGUGGAAGGCACAGAGGAGGCACAGUAACCCGCGUAGCGACAGGAGUUCGCCGUCGCGGUAUUCGCACCAGUACUGGGCGCCGGUGGUGGCGAAUCACUUCCCGCCGACUUCGCCGUUCACCCAGGGCCAAAACCUCGGCUACACGUUGCUGCCGCAGGCUGCCAUUCAGUUCUCACCGCCGUCGCGGGCACCCUUCCUCUCGCACCAGCCGUUGACGCGGCAGCGUGACGUUCGAGACGCCGGUAUGACGGUCGCUCGACGGGGAGGGCCCUGCAAGCGUACCACUUCUGUCGCUGUCGCCGCAGCGUUCCGCCUAGCCCCGUCGAGAUUUCCCAAAAGAGGAUUUGAUCCACCUGUCACGCUGGUUCGUUGCGUGAGGCACGUUGCAGCGUCGUCCAAGAGGAUGCGCACUGUCCGCACUGGCCUAUCCAGCAGCAGCCGCAGCCUAGAGAAGUGUCGCGUUCGAGACAUUUUCAAGGACACGGACGACACGACGCAC